Messenger RNA from Syzygium oleosum, 405 nucleotides. RefSeq lists its product as uncharacterized. The transcript has a single exon. Lineage: Eukaryota; Viridiplantae; Streptophyta; Magnoliopsida; Myrtales; Myrtaceae. The record is from RefSeq and is a predicted model, not a curated record. The coding region runs from base 1 to 405 and encodes 134 amino acids.
AUGACUAGCCUGCAUACUAGUCUCGCACAGUCCGGACAUCAGCCCGCACCUGCAGCACUCGAACCUUCAGUAGCUGAGCCUAAUCCGGAGUCGGAAGAGUCGCAGGCAAGGUAUGAUCCGAUGGAUGUGGAUCUAGGUGCAGUGCCAGAGGAGAAACCUAAAGAGGAAGAGCCCGAAGAAGAGCCCGAAGAGGAACCAGAUGAUGAGCUAGAGGAAGAGCCAGAAGAGGAGUCUGAAGGGGAGGAACGAAUUGAGGUUCCGAUAGAGUCGGGGGAUGAAGACAACCCGAUUGAGAUCGAGGUGGAUACGGAGUCUUCCGAGGAGCAGGUUGAUCAGGGGGUUUCAGAUUUGGAUUCCGGGGAGACUGAAUCGGAGUGGACGCCAUCUAGAGGGCGUAGGGGCUAG